UAGCCCAAAAUGAAGCUUCCUGUCACUGAGCGUUAAGGUGCAGGCAGCCUCUUUUCGAUGUGACAUCACUCGCACUCGCUCGACUUGAAACCAGAAGCGAGGUUCAGGGUUUGGGGAACAAGUCCAGGAAGCUGCGGCAACUGAUAAGGCAGAAAACAUAUGAAGCAUAAAACAAGACAACGUUGAGAACUUACUUCUCUCCUAGAGUCGAGUCGAGAAUUGGAGUUAAGCUUCGAUCAGAAGUCGUGGUCGCUGCUGGUCGGUCCCCUCUAGGACUGCGCUGUGUGGUCGUGGCAGGAACACGCCCUGACUCCUGGAUAUGGCAGGUCUCCGUGGUGUCAAGAUCCUGCUGCUCUGGGCUGGAAUCAUCGGUUUGGCCAAAUGUCAAGAAGCCAAUAAAUCAACCAAUGUAACAGCUCAAGUGUCCGAUCAACCAACCAAUGCUACCACCGCCUCAGCUACAACCAACCACACGAAAGGCCCUUCGCCCCUGACCUCACCUGAAGUCAACCCCUCCAACACCACAGUGAAUAACACCAUCCCAGGUCAAAAAGACGAUAAACCACCCGAAGUAACAACCAAUGCUACCACCGCCUCAGCUACAACCAACCACACGAAAGGCCCUUCGCCCCUGACCUCACCUGAAGUCAACCCCUCCAACACCACAGUGAAUAACACCAUCCCAGGUCAAAAAGACGAUAAACCACCCGAAGUAACAACCAAUGCUACCACCGCCUCAGCUACAACCAACGACACGAAAGGCCCUUCGCCCCUGACCUCACCUGAAGUCAACCCCUCCAACACCACAGUGAAUAACACCACCCCAGGUCAAAAAGACGAUAAACCACCCGAAGUAACAACCAAUGCUACCACCGCCUCAGCUACAACCAACCACACGAAAGGCCCUUCGCCCCUGACCUCACCUGAAGUCAACCCCUCCAACACCACCCCAGCCAAAGCUACCACCGCCUCAGCUACAACCAACCACACGAAAGGCCCUUCGCCCCUGACCUCACCUGAAGUCAACCCCUCCAACACCACCCGAGUGCGUCGUAGCACAAUUAAGGGGCCAGAGUCCAAUGCUACCACCGCCUCAGCUACAACCAACCACACGAAAGACUCUUCGUCCCUGACCUCACCUGAAGUCAACCCCUCCAACACCACAGUGAAUAACACCACCCCAGCGCCUAAUACUACAGCUCCCCCGCUAACGUGUAAUUACACUGUAAAACCCAUCAAGUUUGGCCUCCAGAUUGACAUCACAAGCUCGGCAGUUAACCCUGUUCCUACCUCCAUAACGAUUAAUGAAAAAGGGGAAAAUCACACUGAAGCAAUAUUCACGGCUUCUCAUUCCAAUCGAAGUUCAUCCCAUGAAAUCAAACAGCUGAAGCCCUGCACUAAAUAUGAGCUUAACGUAACACUUGACGAUAAAGACAAACCAACGCCCUGCCAACCCAUGACUGUAAAUGAUAACAUGACAGAUCCAAUAAUGAAAGAGGACAUUGAAGAGGCCAACUGCAGCUCUACCAGCAGCAAAUCCGUGUGUUACCGAACUGGAUGGAACAUCAGCUCUUUACAAACGACUCCGGUUAUGAUCCCAGAUCUGCAAUGUGGCAACAACACCGUCUGUUUCAAACCUGGUUCUGAUGACAUUUGCUCUAAUAUGACUUUCACCUUCAGUUUGAAAACCUGCACCAGCACUUCCUUUCAGCUCGACAGAAACAUCACACGCGAUUUUUUUGACGUCAAAAGCAUAAACCAAACUGCUCCAACACAAUUUCCUGUAGAAUUUAAAACAAAAUUACCGCCGAACUGCAACCUCUCCAUUGAUUACACCUGUCGUGAGUUUUACAGAUUCAAUGAGGCUAAUCUGGCGAAUCUGUCUGAGCUGGAGCCUUUCACGGACUACAGCUGUACCGGUCACAUCAAGGACAAAAAUGGCACCGAAUACAACACAGCUGAAGUUGAUGUUAGGAUCGACUGUGAUCUCGAAAUUAAAAACCUCACAAGUUAUAGCACCACCAACACAUCCUCUCAGCUGAAUUGGACCACGACCAGUAACGGAUGUAAAGACGUGCUCAAGAAACUUUCGUACAUCUGCAGCUGUAACUAUCCCUACAAAUCUCAAUUGAUUUUCAAUCAGCCCCAAAGAGGAACCUGCAACAUUACUACUCUGAAGCCAUACACGGACUACACCUGCAAGGUCCAACCCUACUACAACGGACGGAAUGUCAGGAAAGAAGUUUCUGUUGACCUGAAAACUAAGAUUGGAGUACCAGACGAUGCAUCAGGUCUGAUCCUGGUGGUUAAAGACCACAAUACGAUCAGUAUGGAAUGCCGUCCUGGAAAAUCCUCCAAUGGACCUUGGAGAAAAUUCAGAGCACAAGUUGUUUAUGGCAGUAGCAUUGUGGAAACAAAUUUGACAAAUUGUAAAUUUGAAUUCAAGGACCUGAAGUACCUUACGACCUACACAGUGAAGGUGACUGCUUUCAACAGUCUGUAUGAGAGCCACACCAUCACAGAGCAAAUUUCUACUGAAUACAAUGACAAAGCUGUCAUUGGUUUUCUCAUCUUCCUCAUCAUCCUCACGUCUGUGGCUCUGCUGCUGGUCGUCUACAAGAUCUGGGACAUGAGGCGCAGGAAGUCCCAUGACCUGAGUGAGAACCUGAUUCUUAUUUCAACAGCAAAUGAUGAGGAGAACCUGCUGCCCGUCGAGCCCAUUGCAGCAGAGCUGCUGCUGGAAGCCUACAAGAGGAAACUGGCUGAUGAGGCCAGACUCUUCCUCGCUGAGUUUCAGAGCAUCCCCAGAAUUUUCUCCAGGCACUCGGUGAAAGAGGCCAAGAAGUCCUCCAAUGUCCCCAAGAACCGCUACGUGGACAUCUUGCCCUAUGAUUAUAACCGUGUCCAGCUGACCACAGGAAACGGCGAAGCAGGAUGUGACUACAUCAACGCCAGCUUCAUUGAUGGAUACAAGGAAGCCAAGAAGUACAUUGCAGCUCAAGGGCCCAAGGAUGAGACUCUGGGGGACUUCUGGAGGAUGGUCUGGGAGCAGCAGUCAUCUAUUAUCGUCAUGGUAACCCGCUGUGAAGAGGGAAACCGGGUCAAGUGUUCUCAGUACUGGCCGGCUCCAGAUCGGGAGGCCGAGAUCUUUGAGGAGUUUGUGGUGAAGCUGAACUCAGAGGAGAUCUGUCCGGAUUACACCAUCCGCCACCUCAGCCUAACGAACAAGAGGGAGAAGAGCUCAGACAGGGAAGUGACUCACAUCCAGUUCAUGAGCUGGCCCGACCACGGCGUCCCAUCGGAGCCACACCUCCUCCUGAAGCUGAGGCGGCGCGUCAACGCUUUCAAGAACUUCUUCAGCGGCCCCAUCAUCGUCCACUGCAGUGCCGGAGUGGGUAGAACAGGGACUUAUAUCGGCAUUGAUGCCAUGAUGGAGGCUAUGGAGGUGGAGGGCAGAGUGGACAUCUACGGUUACAUGGUCAGACUCCGCAGACAGAGAUGCCUCAUGGUUCAAGUGGAGGCCCAGUACAUCCUGAUUCAUCAGGCUUUGGUGGAGCACAACCAGUUUGGAGAGACUGAGAUCCCACUGUCCGAGGUCCACAGCACACUGAGCCAACUCACAGAGAAAACUUCUGAAAGUGAACCCACCCUGAUGGAGGAGGAGUUUGACAGAGUCCCCACAUUUCAUAAAUGGAGGACGGUCAAUGUGGGGAUCAGUGAGGAGAACAAGGGGAAGAACCGCCCUUCGUCUGUCAUCCCAUAUGACUACAACCGAGUGCUGCUGAAGCUCAAUGAAGGACGCAGUCAUGACAGUGACCCUGAGGAUGAAGAGGAGGAGUCAUCAGAUGAAGAGGAUGAGGAUUCCUGUAGAUACAUCAAUGCCUCCCAUAUUAAUGGAUACUGGGGCCCACGUGCCCUCAUCGCAGCUCAGACUCCACUGCCCGACACCAUGGCUGACUUCUGGUUGAUGGUUUACCAGAAGAAAGUGUCCACUCUUGUCAUGCUCUCAGAGGAGAAUAAGGAGUCUGAGGCUGUGUACUGGGAUAAGGACAAGAGGACAUUUGGGGACUUGGAGGUGGAGGUGGUGAGCACAGACGCCACCCCGACCUUCAUCAGACGCAAUCUGAUGAUCCGCCAUGUCAAGAAGACAGAGAGUCGCUCGGUGAACCAGUUCCAGUUCCUGAAGUGGGUGAACAGGGAGCUGCCGGAGACGCCUCAGUGCCUCGCAGACAUGAUGAAGGAGAUCAAGAAGGGCGGUGGAGGCAGCAAAUCACAGACGACCUUGGUCCACUGCAAUGACGGCUCGUCCCGCUCCGGGGUUUUCUGCGCCCUGUGGAAUCUGCUGGACUGCGCUCACACCGAGAAAGUGAUGGAUGUUUUCCAGGUGGUCAAAACUUUACGCAAGGAGAGACAGAAUAUGAUCUCCAGCCUGGCGCAGUACCAGUUCCUGUAUGACACAGUGCAGAUGGUCUUCCCUGUCCAGAAUGGGGAAGUGAAAGCGGUGCAGGCCUCAGCAGCUGACUCCAUCCAGAUUAUCAGUGAAACCGCAGCAGCCGAGCAGGCAGACAGCGCCGCCAGCAGCCAGCAGCAGGAGGCGGCAGAGAGCACUCACCUGGUGGCUGAGGAAGACAAGGAAGAGGAGCCUGGUAAAGAGUCCCCGCUGAUGGAGGACACCAGCACCGUCCCCCUGGACGUCUGAGGAGCGGUGGCACACGUGGCUGAACCUUUUCCUGAGGAGAUUUGUGCUGCAGCUCAAUGCUUUCUUUUCAGUUUCUCACCAUGAAUGUAUAGAAGCUGUUAAACUCAAUGUGGUUCAGGUUCUGACGUGUUAAAGAAUUUGAUCAAAUGUUUUACUUUUGAUUUACAAAGAGAGAAAAAUAUAAUGUUAGAGUAAGUUAUACAUAUUUUAGUAGCUAAUGUGUAAUGGUGCAAAUGUGAGCAAAGGUUAUAUAUAACGCUGUCAUCAAACUCCAGACUUUGGAUUUACUGUAUAUUGAUAGGUACAAGAAUACAAUUUUUGAAUAUACAAUACAUUGUUUUAUAUCCCACUAUAACAUGCAUUAUCAGCUGAGAGGGUUAGUUUAUGUUUUGGUUUUCUUGCUAAAUAAACAGAUGCUAUGUUUUCUUCAUUUAUACAGAUAUAUAUUUGAUGUAUCUAAAUAAUUAAGUUUAAAAUUUGUAAUGUAACACUGUGAUAUUUGAUUAAAAGAUACUUACAAUAA
Pleuronectes platessa (European plaice) is the source of this 5222-nucleotide messenger RNA. RefSeq names its product protein tyrosine phosphatase receptor type C (gene ptprc). Lineage: Eukaryota; Metazoa; Chordata; Actinopteri; Pleuronectiformes; Pleuronectidae. The coding region runs from base 320 to 4699 and encodes 1459 amino acids. The transcript is spliced from 40 exons. Gene Ontology annotation, biological process: positive regulation of peptidyl-tyrosine phosphorylation; protein dephosphorylation; negative regulation of protein kinase activity. The record is from RefSeq and is a predicted model, not a curated record. Gene Ontology annotation, molecular function: protein tyrosine phosphatase activity; protein binding.